UUCCAGUCCGGGUUAGGACUUUCCGACGUGGGCGGAGCGCCGCUGCGGGAGGGCGGAGCAGGAAGUGCGGAGUCGGCCGAGUGCAGCAGUUUGCUGUCAAUCACGUUCCGGUUUGACGGAGUCUGCAAAGCGUGUUAGCUUCACUCCGACUGCCUGCGAUGGCUGAGGCCGUUCUGCUCGACCUGCUCCACGGCCGCUGUCCCGCCUGCGCCGGCGCGUCCCCGCUGGAAGAGUCCACCUCAGACUCCCAUGUGUUCCUGCUGUGCGGGAAAAGACACCCGCACCCCAACGGCUGUUCAUCCGCGCCUCUGCGCUCGUGCAGAAGCGUCCACGUCCUGGACUUCAGUUCAACCGCAGAGUGUUUGUUCCGAUUCAAGCAGACUGUGGACGAGCUGGACCUGAGCUCGGUUCGGGUCCUCACGACUCCGCAGGGCCGAAAGGUGCUGCAGGUCUACCAGGAGCGGCUUUUCACCCCCGUCUACACCUUUGAAUACGAGGUGAGACCGGUGGACGACCUCACCUGUCCGAGCUGCAGAGGCUCAGUCCACACGGACUCACCUGCUCAGGGAGGCCCCGAAGAAGAACUUUCCACGUUUCUGCAGCAGCUGCCUGCACUGAAGGGGGACAUCACAGUCCUGAAGUCAACGCUGAUCCCAGAUUGUUUUGGUCACGGCUUCAGCACCCGCGCAGGAGGUGUGUCCUACAUCCCCACCCUGUCCGCACUGAAUCUGUUCAGCAGCAGCAGGCGGAGGGACCCCGGGGCCGUCGUGCUGGAGAACAGACGGCGACUGGCCCUCCAUGCCGGUUUCCACCCUCGGCCACUACAUCUGGUCAAGGUGGCCCACGCCAACGAUGUUUGGGUUCUGGGGAAAGCCGAGCCGGAGAGCUACGACGCAGUGGUGACCAAUCAGACUGGAGUGGUUUUAGCCGCUCCAGGAGCCGACUGCAUGCCGAUCCUGUUCGCCGAUCCGGUGUCAAAGGUCAUUGGAGCCGCUCACGCAGGAUGGAGAGGGACCCUGAUGGGAGUUGCUACGGCCACUGUGGAUGCCAUGGUGACAGAGUUCGGUUGCCGUGUGAGCGACAUCACGGUGGCGGUGGGACCGUCGGUGGGGGCAUGUUGUUUCACCCUGGACAGAGAUCACGCACUGGACUUCAGCCGCAUAAAUCCAGACUGCGUCUCCGAUCUGGACUCAGCCAGACCACACGUCAGCAUCCGCCUCGCCAACAGAACGCUCCUUGAGAAAGGUGGCAUCCUACCUGAACACAUCCACGACGACACGGUGACGGAGCGGCCCAGCGUGACGCCCUGCACCUCCUGUCACCCCGAGGCCUUCUUCUCCCACGUCAGAGACGGACUCAACUUCGGCACUCAGGUGGGCUUCCUGUGGAUCAAGGAGACGGAGGAGGAGACCCGACCGGCGGCGGACAAGACCAUCUGACAGCAGUCACAGAAAUCAGCUGUGCUGUCGUCUGGACUCUUUAAUAGUCAGCAGGUAGAAACACCUGGAGGGACCAAAUUACUUAUAACUGAUUACAUAUGUCAAAAAGAAAUGUUUAAUGCAACCUCUCAUGAUGAAUAAUUAGUGCUGCAUCUGAGAUCCGAGCAGCACGUUGCACAUAACGUCACAUAAACGCUAAGUGCACCGUUGAGGUUCCAGUCGAGUGGAUUUUAUAGAACAAAACCAAAUUAAGCUCAGCAGCUGCUGCUAAUGUGCCUGGAAUGAGCAGUUCAGGAGCACGCAGGAAAUGUGGGAAAUAUGGCUGCUGUGGGUCUAACAGAGUGUGUUUGGAACAAUCUUUACUGCAACAUACAUGUAAUAGUCUUAGAAGUUUGUGUCUGAGUUGUUCUGAGAUGGAUCUCAGUACUGAUGGUGACGGAUGUUCUGCUCACCGUAUCCUCUGCUGUAGCUACAGGCCAGCCCAUCUGUUGAUGAUGUUGAAUGCAUCUUGUGUGUUAGAGGCUGACUGUUGUUGAACAGUCAGAUGGCGCCUGACGAUUCACCGUAUGUCUUUAUAGAAAGCAGUGAAACAUGCUCAUAACUAGCUGUAAUGGAUCAGGUUAGUGAACAGUUUAAAACAAAACACAGACAUCUCUGCAGUACAGACAGCAUUUAUUCUGACAAAUUUAUCAGAGUUUUGUUGAUUUGUCUUACAAAGCAGCCCUUUUUCUAAAAAUAAAUAAAA
Molecule: messenger RNA, 2184 nt
Organism: Scatophagus argus
Lineage: Eukaryota; Metazoa; Chordata; Actinopteri; Scatophagidae
Gene: lacc1
Product: laccase (multicopper oxidoreductase) domain containing 1
Exons: 5
Coding region: 159-1439 (426 amino acids)
Molecular function (GO): copper ion binding
Source: RefSeq, a predicted model, not a curated record